AUCAGCUGAUCAGCGUCACGUGGUCCAGCUCUCUGGUCGCCCUCUUUUUUUUCUCGUUGCAAAAUGGAGUUGUCUGAGUGUGUGCAGAGAGGACUGCGCUCUCUCGCAGACUCGUCCUCCUUUGACCACAGCGGCUUCCAGGUGCUGGUGGACGCCUCUUUCCGGAGCCUGCUCUCCGCUCACGGAGACCCGGGAGUCCUCGAUCAGCCCGAGCUGAAGCAGAUCGACCAGAUCCUGUUGAAGCAGACUCACACCGCAGCCACCACCUUCAUCCUGGAGGCGGUCAAACACAACGCAGACAAGUCCACCAUCAGCUCCUGCCUGGAAGAACUUGCAUUCAGUGCAGAGAGAGUAGAAAUAUUCUAUAGCUCUUAUCAGACGCAUACAAAAGAAGUGGGACGUCUCUUAGGAAGCAUAGGAAGGCGAGCGCCUCACGUGAACGACGUUUCAUGGCGUCUGCAGUAUCACAUGAAGAACGGACAGGUGGAUAAGGUCAACGAGCCUGGCUACUUGAUUUCACUGAACACAGAGAGUGAAGGAUCUUCUCAAGACAUCAACUUCACUUGCUCUGUGGAGCAGCUGCAGGACUUGGUGGGAAAGUUGAAAGACGCUGCCAAGAGUGUGGAGAGAGCCAGUCAGAUAUAUCAGGAGAGAAUGAGUGGAUCAAAGCGUUUGGAGCGUGAAAACGCCACGAAAUGUGUCGCCAGUGCGUGCCGUCUGCAGCCUGCUUCAAGAUGGCGGCUCGGCUCCUAUUCAUUUUCUGCUGAUCACCUCCCAACUUUCAUUGUCUGCUCGCCCCGAGACCCACGGAUUCCCAGCCCAGACUCCAGGAUAGUCGUUCCCUCUGUCACCAUGCAUCGAACCACCAGGAUAAAGAUCACGGAGCUCAACCCUCACCUCAUGUGUGUCCUGUGUGGAGGAUAUUUCAUAGACGCCACCACAAUAAUCGAAUGUCUCCACUCAUUCUGCAAGAGGUGCAUCGUGCGCUACCUGGAAACCAGCAAAUACUGUCCCAUCUGUGAUGUGCAAGUGCAUAAAACCAAGCCUCUGCUCAACAUUAGGUCUGAUAAAACUCUACAGGACAUUGUGUACAAGCUCGUCCCCGGCCUCUUCAAAAAUGAAAUGAAGCGGAGGAGAGACUUUUAUGCAGAUCAUCCUGUAGAUGCAUCUAAUGGAUCAAAUGAGGAUCGUGGUGAAGUCGCAGACGAGGACAAGAGAAUAAUUACAGAUGAUGAGAUCAUCAGUCUCUCUAUUGAGUUCUUUGACACGAGCAGGCUGGGAGGAGGAGGGGUAGCAGCAGCAGGAGGAGUGGAGCAGCAGCAGCAGCAGCAGCAGCAGCAGUCUAAAGAUCAGGUGGCCAACAAGAGGUAUCUUCAGUGUCCAGCAGCCAUGACAGUCAUGCAUCUGAGGAAGUUUCUGCGCAGUAAAAUGGACAUCCCAAAUGCCUACCAGGUCGAAGUCAUGUAUGAAGAUGAGCCUCUGAAAGAUUACUACACAUUAAUGGAUAUAGCGUACAUCUAUACAUGGAGAAGGGUAAGGCAUCUUUUAAAAGUUGAACACUUGGUUUAUGAUUCUUAAAUGCCCCUGUGUUGC
This is a messenger RNA of Solea senegalensis (Senegalese sole), 1593 nucleotides long. RefSeq lists its product as uncharacterized. The coding region runs from base 64 to 1578 and encodes 504 amino acids. The record is from RefSeq and is a predicted model, not a curated record. NCBI's taxonomy places the organism in Eukaryota, Metazoa, Chordata, Actinopteri, Pleuronectiformes, Soleidae. Gene Ontology annotation, biological process: negative regulation of transcription by RNA polymerase II. Gene Ontology annotation, cellular component: PRC1 complex. Gene Ontology annotation, molecular function: promoter-specific chromatin binding. The transcript is spliced from 20 exons.